Messenger RNA from Paramecium pentaurelia, 997 nucleotides. NCBI's taxonomy places the organism in Eukaryota, Ciliophora, Oligohymenophorea, Peniculida, Parameciidae. The record is from the annotation of a GenBank genome assembly.
AUGCAAUAAAUCUCACCUGAAGAACAACUAACUGAUUAACAGAUUAUUAAUAUCAUGUAAUUGGGUAUUUAGAUUAAUUUAAAAUUAAUAAGAAAACUAGACUGCUUAAAAUACUUCAAAUAUAUAAGCAUUUAGAUCUAAUUAAAUAAUUGUAUAUAAGAAUCUGCGUAAUGAAGCUGUUUUUAAAUUGAUAUUUUCCUUCAUAGAACUUUUGCUAUUGUUUUUAGCCUUGGCUUUAUUACCACCACCUUGCUAAAAUACAACUUUAAGAGAAUUUUUUAUUUUUGCUAUAAUAGUUAAUGUAAUGGUACUUUACAAAUUCUAUAUAGUAAGCUUUUCAAAUGUUAUAUUUAUUAUUGAUAAUAUGGUGUGAUUUGGGAGAAAUAAACUAAAAUGAAAAUGAGAAUAGAUUACCCUAUCCUGAGUUUUCGUUCACUAAUUCUAAAUAUUUAUAGGAUGCUAUAUCAGAUUAUCAUAAUUGCUACAAGUUCAUUAAAUAUUUGACGAUUCUGUAUAAAUAUUACUAUGAAUUUAUAGAUUAGAUUUAGUGGUUUUUUUAUUCACAUAAAUAGUAAUAUUUAGGAAUUUAUAUGGAUCAUGUAAAAUUGGGAUAUCAGAAUUUGAUUUUACUUGGGGUGUGGCCUUCACUUAUUUAAUAAUGAGGUAUAUCUCUUUAGGGAUUCCUAUUUUAAUAUUUGUGAUUUACUUGCUUGUAUUACCUUUUGCUUAUUGUAUUAAUAUGCACAAUCUUUAAAAAAUUAAUAGAGUUGGGGCAAGCCAAGAAAACCUAAAGAAAUUAAAGAUUGAAAUGGUUGGAUUGGAUAAAAUAAGUGAGGAUAAUGAAUGUGUAAUAUGUCUAUAGGAAUUUAUUGAAGGGGAAGAGUUUGUAAGAUUAGAUUGUCACAGUUAUCAUGUUUAUCAUAAGAUUUGUAUUGCUGAUUGGUUGAAAGCUCGAUUAGAAUGUCCAAAAUGUAGAUAACCUGUAAAAUUUGACUGA